AAUGUUUCAAAUAUGUUACUCCAAUAAUACAUUUUGAAACCUAUUCGCUGUAAAUAUAUCUCGAUUUUACAAAAUUGUUUCGCUUCUAUAAAGUAAAGCUUCCUUAUUUUUCGUUAGCUCUCAAAGUCGCUAAAAGCCAUUUAAAUAUAUGUUGUAGUAUCUUGCAUUCUGCUAAGUGUACGUCGCAUCAAACGGAAAGUUAAGUAUCUGCCCAGUGGUCGUACAAUUUUCGUUGUUUCGUGUACCAAAUUAACGGUGUGCUAUUUUGAGCGAGAGUGAGUCGUUCAAGAAAAUCAUUUGCAUUUCACGUAAUGAAAUACGUACAAUAGCAUGAGCAGUAACGGGGAGAAGCCACCGGAAAACGAGAACGAUAAGAAGAAUUCCUCCAGCAAAGAGGACAGCCCGUCGGACGAUAAGGAAGAUGGUGGUUCAGCAUCGACGGGAAGCAAUGGCGGUGCGACAACGGGAGAACCGUCGCAGCCCGGAAGUAAACCCAGCUCCGUGGGCGCGACCGUCAGAGAAAAAGCGCAGAAGCUGCUGAGCCUAGCAACACGCAGGGAAUGGGCCGUCGUGGGCCAGCUGCUGAAUUCUUUGGAGAAGGCUGUGCAGAGCGCUGGGGAGGAUGACUUCAUCGUACCGCUCGCCGGUGUUUUGGACACGACGACAGGGAUGACGCCGUUGAUGUACGCAGUGGAGGACAACCGCAGCGAGCUACUCGAUCGGAUGAUCGAGCUCGGAUCCGACGUGAACGCCAGAAACAAUGCAACUAUAGACAAAGGAAAGAUACCUCUUCUGCUAGCAAUCGAGGCUGGCAAUCAGUCGAUCUGCCGGAAACUUUUGGCACAUCAACAAGCAUCAGAUCAGCUUUGCGCCACUACGCCAGCCGGUGAUUCCGCCGUACAUUUGGCUACUAGAAGAAAGAACAUUGACAUGGUGCAGAUUCUCCUAGAUUAUGGCGCGGCCGUCAACAUGCAAAAUGGUGAUGGGCAAACUGCGUUACACAUAGCGAGCGCCGAAGGUGACAAAACUUUAGUGAAAUAUCUUUACGAUAUCAGAGCCUCUGCCUCGAUCACUGAUUACCAAGAUCGUACGCCGAUGCAUUUGGCCGCGGAGAACGGUCAUGCUACCAUUAUCGAGCUGCUGGCCGAUAAAUUCAAUGCAAAUAUCUUCGAAAGGACAAAAGACGGUUCCACUCUGAUGCACAUAGCAUCGCUGAACGGUCACUCGGAAUGUGUCACUAUGCUCUUGAAGAAGGGCCUGUAUCUGCACAUGCCAAACAAACGUGGUGCCAGAUCCAUUCAUAUAGCUGCAGAAUACGGCCAUGUGGGUAUUAUCAGCACUCUGCUGCAACGAGGAGAGAAGGUGGACGCGACAACCAAUGAUGCUUAUACGGCACUCCAUAUAGCCGUGGAAAAUAUCAAACCAGCUGUCGUGGAAACCCUUUUGGGAUACGGUGCAAAGGUACACGUGAGAGGUGGAAAACUUCGAGAGACUCCACUUCACAUAGCUGCUAGAGUGGCUGAUAGCAACGAAUGCGUUCUGAUAUUAUUGCAAUCUGGAGCAAAUCCCAAUCUAACUAUCAACGAUGGUCAAACGCCCGUGCAUGUGGCAGCCAGUCAUGGGAAUUUAGCGACACUCCUUUUACUCCUCGACAAUGAUGGUGACCCGAUGUUUAAAUCAAAAAAAGGAGAAACACCUUUGCAUUUAGCCUGCAGGAGUUGCAGAACUGACGUCGUCCGAUAUUUGAUAGAAUUUGUAAAAAAAAGGAAAGGGUCAGAAGUGGCGACCGCCUAUGUAAAUAGUCUGACUAACGAAGGUGGCAGCGCGCUCCAUUACGCGGCCCAAAUCGAACCCUCGAAAGUCGGUGCUCCCGGCGACGAUCGCGCCAUUAUUCGCAUCCUUCUUAAUAGCAGAGCGGACGUCUCAUUGCAGACCAGACAGGCCCAGGAAUCAGCGUUUCAUCACUGCGCACUAGUCGGCAACAACGAGGUUCUGACGGAAAUGAUCAGUCGCAUAUCAGCUACGGAAGUGCAGAAGGCCUUGAACCGGCAGAGCGCCGUGGGUUGGACGCCGUUGCUAAUCGCCGCUCAUCGGGGUCACAUGGAACUGGUGACCACUCUUCUCGCUAAUCACGGACGAGUCGACGUGUUCGAUCUCGAAGGUAGAUUCGCUCUUCAUCUAGCUGCCGAGCAUGGCUACCUUCAAGUCUGUGAUACGUUGUUGGCAAACAAAGACUUUAUAAACUACAAAUCACACGUGGGAAAAACUGCCCUGCACCUAGCUGCCAUGAAUGGUUACACGCAUUUGGUACAAUUCCUCGUACAGGACCAUAGAGCUGAAAUAGACGUGCUCACAAUGAAAAAGCAGACUCCUCUUCACCUUGCAGCGGAAGCAGGUCAAUUGGAUGUCUGCAAUCUAUUAUUGGAACUAGGUGCAAGCAUAGGUGCCACAGACGACCAGGGACAGAAGCCAAUUCACGCUGCGGUCAUGAAUAAUUACAUCGAAGUAGCGCAACUCUUUUUACAAAGAUAUCCCAGUAUGAUGCUGGCCUGCACCAACGACGGCAAUACCUGCGCCCACAUCGCCGCCAUGCAAGCCAAUGUCCGGAUGAUCGAAGAGCUAAUGAAGUUUGAUAGGAAGAGUACGAUAACCGCUAGGAAUAAGUUGACGGAAGCGACUCCUCUGCAACUGGCGGCGGAAGGUGGACACGCCGAGGUCGUGAAGGCUCUGGUUAGGGCAGGCGCGUCCUGCGCUGACGAAAAUCGCGCGGGCUUUACCGCGGUUCAUCUGGCAGCUCAGCACGGCUACUGCCACGUACUUGAAGUGAUGAGGUCGUCACAAUCUUUUAGAAUAUCCAGCAAGAAGCUCGGCGUCACUGCGCUUCAUGUUGCUGCUUAUUUCGGACAAGCCGAUAUGGUUAGAGAACUACUAACUCACAUACCCGGAACCGUGAAAUCCGAUCCACCAACCGGAGGAUCUUUGGUAAGAGGAUUAGGAGCUGAAUCUGGCAUGACUCCUCUUCAUCUGGCUGCCUGUUCUGGAAAUGAAAAAGUUGUACAAUUUCUUCUCAAUUCAGCGGAUGUCCAGGUAAAUGCAGCGACGACGGAAAACGGCUGGAAUCCUUUGCAUCUAGCUUGCUUCGGCGGUUACGUAACUAUCGUGGGUCUGCUAUUGAGAAGAUCGGCGGAAUUGUUACACAGCUCGGAUCAUCACGGCAGGACCGGGUUGCACAUCGCAGCGAUGGUCGGACAUUUUCAGAUUGUAGAAAUUCUUUUGGGUCAGGAAGCGGAAAUAAACGCGACCGACAAGAAUGGUUGGACACCGCUGCAUUGUGCGGCAUACGUCGGCCAUCUAGACAUUGUGAAGCUGCUUGUGGACAGCUAUGGGUCUCCAAAAAUUGGGACGAAUCUCUGUUGCGCACCGAUCUGGAUCGCCGCAUCCGAGGGUCACAAUAAUGUGCUGAAAUACCUCAUGGAGAAGGAGCAUGAUAAGUAUGCUUUGAUGGAAGAUAGGAAGUUUGUGUACAACAUGAUGGUCUGCAGCAAAAGCCAUGACAACAAACUGAUCGAGGAAUUCAUUCUGAUGUCACCUGCACCGAUCGAUAUUGCGGCAAAACUAUCCAACAUCUACAUGAAGCUUUCCGGAAAAGAAACAGUGCGCGCGAAAGAUUUAAUUACGGCUGGGAAACAGUGCGAAGCCAUGGGCAUCGAGUUGCUGACUCUGGCAGCGGGCAUUAAUUCGGCCGAUAAAAUCUUGACGUCAAUGGAUCAGAGGAAUGUUGAGUUCCUUGACGUAUUGAUUGAGAACGAACAGAAGGACAUAAUCGCGCACACCGUGGUGCAGCGGUACCUAAAAGAGCUGUGGCAGGGUAGCCUGAAUUGGAACACGUUUAAAACGAUCUUGCUGUUCAUCGCCUUCAUCGUGUGCCCGCCGGUCUGGAUAAUGUUCGCUCUUCCGCUUGGGUACAAGUACAAUAACGUGCCUAUCAUCAAGUUCAUGACGUAUUUCACGUCACACAUCUACCUGAUGGUCUGUCUGUUGCUGGUCAGCAUUUCGCCGAUCGCAAAGACAUACCACCUGGUAACGUUCGAUGGAUGUCUGCUGGUAUUGCUGAUUGGAUUCUUUAUCUUCGAAAUAGCUCUAAAAUAUAAAAGCGACAAGUUUAUGCUCAAUUUCAUCAAGGUGAUGGUGCUAAUGUUUGAAGCAAAUUUCCCCUUAUUGCACUGGAUAUCAUUACUGGAUCAACCGGACUUAAAAAUUUUGACUUAUCUGAUAAACCAGCUGUUUGCCUUCCAUUUCCUUUUAGCUAGCGUGCAAGUCAUAAACUUCCUGUCGUUUCACCAUCUCUUCGGGCCAUGGGCCAUCAUCAUCGGUAAUCUUAUGAAGGAUCUCGCGAGAUUUCUCGUGCUGCUGGCGAUCUUCAUUUUCGGCUUCGCCAUACAGUUCAUUGCGCUCCAUCAGCCGUUGAAUGAAACGAAUUAUACGUCUGUUAACAGUUCGUAUACGGAUACUUGCGGGAAUCUAUGUGUGAUCGAAUUUUUGUUCUUCGCCAUAUUCGGUCAGACGACAUAUGCACAAUUCAACCAAGACGGGAAUCAGCCCGAUUGGGCGAGCGUCCUCUUCAAGCUCGUCUACGGCAUUUAUAUAUUGGUGACAGUGGUGAUGCUUAUUAAUCUCCUAAUCGCCACAAUGAGCAAUACCUACUUGCAAAUACAGGCGCAAUCGGAUAUCGAGUGGAAAUACAGACUGAGCAAGCGUAUUCAAAAAAUUAACAGGACCACCAGGGUACCACCCCCGCUGAAUCUCUUCAUGUGGAUCCCGUGGAUCAUGUGGUUUUUCGUCAAGCUUUACAAGAAAAGCACGACCAAACAGCAACAACUGCUCUCUUCGACGCACGAGAUGAAUGAUUACGUUGACUUAUCGGUAGCUCACUCGAGUUCACUCGGGACUCAGCUGUCCUUUCAUAACGCCGUCACAAUCGAGAACGUUGUCGACUGGGACGUCGUCAGACGUAAAUACAGACACCUUUACGGCGAGAAGAUCGAACAGAAGUUGGUCCAAGAGAGCGAGGAAACGAUUGAGAAUGCGUUGGCGGUUUAUAAAGACACAUCCAGCUUUGCCGAGAAUGCCGUGAAAUCGGGGCUUGGCCUUGGAGCUUGAACAAAGUGGGAAAUGAUCGAGAUAACCGUCAACGAUAUAUUACAUAACUCUCUGAAGAAAAAAGAGAGAUUAAAGCUUCUUCUAUCUUUCACAGAUUCGCCACAUUAAAUUUUUUAUUAUUUUAUACUAGUCUAGUAUAUAUUGUAAUUUAUUUGUG
Wasmannia auropunctata (little fire ant) is the source of this 5317-nucleotide messenger RNA. It is a transcript of the gene nompC, whose product is annotated as serine/threonine-protein phosphatase 6 regulatory ankyrin repeat subunit B. Gene Ontology annotation, biological process: GPI anchor biosynthetic process; calcium ion transmembrane transport. Gene Ontology annotation, cellular component: glycosylphosphatidylinositol-N-acetylglucosaminyltransferase (GPI-GnT) complex; membrane. The transcript is spliced from 12 exons. NCBI's taxonomy places the organism in Eukaryota, Metazoa, Arthropoda, Insecta, Hymenoptera, Formicidae. The record is from RefSeq and is a predicted model, not a curated record. Gene Ontology annotation, molecular function: calcium channel activity; protein binding. Bases 331 to 5160 code for a protein of 1609 amino acids.